Messenger RNA from Trichosurus vulpecula (common brushtail), 7187 nucleotides. It is a transcript of the gene TRERF1, whose product is annotated as transcriptional regulating factor 1. The record is from RefSeq and is a predicted model, not a curated record. Lineage: Eukaryota; Metazoa; Chordata; Mammalia; Diprotodontia; Phalangeridae. The transcript has 16 exons. Gene Ontology annotation, cellular component: transcription regulator complex; histone deacetylase complex. Bases 326 to 3997 code for a protein of 1223 amino acids. Gene Ontology annotation, molecular function: transcription corepressor activity. Gene Ontology annotation, biological process: negative regulation of DNA-templated transcription; regulation of transcription by RNA polymerase II.
GAGAAGUGACCAGAGCCAAACCCUUUACUCAGCCAACUGCUGCCAAGGUCACGGAGUGAAUUGCAUCUCAUUGACCGUUCAGCCUUUGGCCUGUGCCCUGACCCUCGUGAAGACGUGAAGCCAUCUGCACUGGCCAUCAGUGUCGUGGGUUGACAAGGAGCCCCCAGCUCCCGCCAUGUAUAUGUAUUCCUCGGCUGUCAAGUAGCUGCACUGGCAACUCUCAGCCUAUCUCAGGGUUUCAUCUUUUUUCCUUGCCCUUCUCUCCCUUCUCCCCUUCAUUUUUAAUGGUUUUGGUGCCUCUGUAUUUAGGACCAAGUAGGGCGCCAUGGGGGAUCAGCAGAUGUACAAAGCUAAUCAUAGCAUCCAUGGUAAUGAGAACCUUUACUACCAACAGCCACCACACAGCAGUCUCAGUGGGGGCAAUGGGAUCAACCACAGUUAUGGGGGUACUGCGUCAGCAGGGGGUGGCAUGGAAGCUUCCCAGGCCUCUCCCCUCUCCCCCCACUUCCCCCAGGACUCUCGGGACAGCCUGGGCCUGGCAACUGGUCCCAAGAACCUUGGCUUGAUGGACAACUCAAGGCAGACGGGUUGGGGGGGCCAUGCUGGCCCGAACAACCACAUCCAGCUGCGUGGUAGUCUCUCCAACCCAAAUGUGAUGUGGGGGGCGUCUGCUCAGGUGGAACCUGCUGAGGGCUAUCCGUACGCCUAUCCUCAGUCCAACGACAUCCGGGCCCAGAAGAUCACCAGCGGAGUCCUCCACAAGUUAGACUCUUUCACCCAGGUGUUUGCCAACCAGAACCUGAGGAUCCAGGUCAACAACAUGGCCCAGGUGCUACAUAGCCAGUCAUCAGUGAUGGACGGUACCAAUGACAGCGCCCUCCGCCAGUUACUGUCUCAGAAGCCCUCCGAACCUCAGGCUGUGGCAGCACCUCCCGCCAUACCUCCUCGCUACCAGCAGAUGCCCCAUCAGGCCCACUCUGGUUUCGCCAACGGUCCACCCAAGCCAGCUAUGCAGGGCGGGCAGCACCCCUCCCCGGCCCAUCUGUACUAUGACUACCAACAGCAGAUGGCGCAGAUGCCCGCCCAGGGCAGCCAGCCCAUGCAGGGCCAGCAGAUGCUGCCCCAGCCGAUGCCACAGAUGCAGCAGGCCCACUACUACCUGCAGCAGCCACAGUCAGGACAGCAGCGGAUGCCCAUGCCCGAUAUGCAGCAGCAGCAGCAGCAGCAACAGAGCAGGACACAGCAGCUGCUGCCCCCCACGCCCCAGCGACCUUGCUCCAUACAAUUACCUCAUUAUUAUCCAACACAGCCCAUGAUGCCCCAGUUACAGCAGCAGCAGCAGCAGCAGCAGCAGCAAAUGCAGCUCCAGCCCCCUUCCUAUCACAGGGACCCCGGCCCCAAGUCUGUGCACGAUCCCCACCAGUACAGCCAGGAGCAGGCCCCCCACCCGGUCCAGCUCAUCCAGUUGGGAUCUAUGCCCCAGUAUUUCUACCAGGACCCUCAGCCACAGUAUGGCCGACACUUCUACCAGCAGAGUCUCUUGCAGCAGCAGCAGCAGCAGCAGCAGCAGCAUCGGGAGAACGUACAGCAGAAGAAUUACCAGAGUGACCGGCAAGCCCAGGCCAUGCUGGGCUCCCAUGGGGGACUGGGGCUCCCUGACCCGGGGAUGGAGGAGAUGAACGCAGUUGGCAACAGUCUGGCCCAUAGGCCUCUCCUGCCACAAGUGGGGAUUCACCUCAACAGCAAGGGACCCCAGCACCAGCAGCUGUCUCCUGGCUCCAUGUGGUCCCAGAUGCACCUCUCUGAUGGCCGAGCCCAGCCACUGUCUCCUGAUCCAAGCGCUCAGCCCACAGGGGUAUUUGGGGAACAGCUCGAUGCUAAGAACAAAUUGACAUGUUCCAUCUGCUUCAAGGAGUUCAAGAGUCUGCCUGCCCUGAACGGCCAUAUGAGGUCGCAUGGGGGCAUGCGAGCCUCCCCCAGCUUCAAGCAGGAGGAAGGAGAGAAGGCUCUGCAGCUCCAGCCACCUCCGCCACCCCAGCAGCAGCAGCCACCACCACCGCCGCCUCCGCCGCCGCCGCCGCUGCCGCCCCAGUCGCAGCUUCCUCCUGAGGUGGAAAACCCCCUUCCUAUCGUCAUGCCCGUGUCUGUCCCUGUCAAGCUUCUCUCGCCUGAGCCCAGCCCACAGGUCAUCACCAACAACAUCACUGCUGCCAGAGACAAGCCGGCCAGCUCGAUGUCGGACGACGAGAUGCCCGUUCUCGAAAUUCCCAGAAAGCAUCAGCCGGGCAUGGCCAGAGCUGAAGAACACUUCAAGCCCACCCAGGACAAGAAGAAAUAUCGCCACCGUCCAGAACCACUCUUCAUCCCCCCUCCCUCCUUUAACCUGAACACCUCCUCUUACUCAGCAGCCACCUUGUAUCAGAGCCAGCUGCGGUCCCCCCGUAUCCUCGGGGACCACCUCCUGGACCCCGCUCAUGAGCUGCCUCCCUACACGCCCCCACCUAUGCUGAGCCCUGUCCGGCAGGGUUCUGGCCUCUUCAGCAAUGUCAUCAGCACCUCUUCCCACGGUGGCCCCCACCCGCAGCUGCCGCUCACUCCCCUGACACCCACACCCAGGGUGCUCCUAUGCCGUUCCAACAGCAUUGAUGGUGGCAACUCAGCACUCACACCAGGCCUUGGGGAACAGGCAUUGGACAUUGAACCACGCAUCAACAUUGGUGUGAGAUUCCAAGCAGAGAUCCCUGAACUCCAGGAUGUGUCUUCCCUGAGCAAGGACACACACAAGGCCACACUGGUAUGGAAGCCCUGGCCAGAGCUGGAAAACCAAGAGUUCCAGAAGAGAGUGGAGAAUCUGCUGAAUUUGUGUUGUUCGAGUGCAUUACCAGGGGGAGGGACAAAUUCUGAAUUUGCCUUGCACUCUCUCUUUGAGGCCAAAGGUGAUAUUAUGGCUGCUUUGGAAAUGCUCCUGCUGAAGAAACCCAUCAGAUUUAAAUGUCAUCCUUUAGCAAGUUACCACUAUGCUGGAUCAGACAAGUGGACCUCCCUAGAAAGAAAACUAUUUAACAAAGCACUAGCCACUUACAGCAAAGAUUUUAUUUUUGUACAGAAGAUGGUGAAGUCUAAGACAGUGGCCCAAUGUGUUGAGUACUACUACACAUGGAAAAAAAUCAUGCGCUUAGGCCGGAAACAUCGAACGCGUCUUGCCGAGAUCAUAGAUGACUGUGUGGUCAAUGGCACACUUAGGAAGACACCUCUGGGUGGAGCAAAGACGAGUGAAGAAGAGGAGGAUGUAGAAGAUGAUGAUGACUUGGAAGAAGACAGAAAGUCCGCAAAAGAAGAUGACCCUGAUGUGCAGAAGUCUCCAGAUCCUCCGCCAAUCACGCUGGUGGCACCCAUAGACCUGCCAACGCUUCAGAGCCUUACGCCCUCCUCAGUCUCCUUUGUCUGUGAAAUGCCAAACUGUGGUUCCGUGUUCAGCUCUCGGCAGGCACUGAAUGGCCACGCCCGCAUCCAUGGUGGUACAAACCAGGUGGCCAAAGCCCGGUGCUCGGUUCCGCCUACCAAGCAGAAGCAAGGUACCCAGAGCGGGUACUGUUCUGUGAAGAGCUCACCAGCUCACAGCACUGCAAGUGGUGAGACUGACCCAACCACUGUCUUCCCCUGCAAGGAGUGUGGGAAGGUGUUUUUCAAGAUCAAAAGCCGUAAUGCCCACAUGAAAACACAUAGACAACAGGAGGAGCAACAGAGGCAGAAAGCCCAGAAAGCUGCAGUGGCCGCUGAAAUGGCAGCUGCCAUUGAGAGGACUACUGGGCCAGUGGGACCUGGGUUGAUUCCCCUGGACCAUCUGAGUUUAAUAAAACACGUGGAGGACGUCGACAUUCUCGGUGACGAUGUCGUCCAGGAGUUGGGAGGUGUCAUCGAAGAGACUGAAGUUGUGGACACAGACCUCCUCUUGGACGAUGAUACCACUCUGCUGCAGGGUGACACGGAACUGUAAAGAAUCCUAUCUCCCUGAGAGACAAUUUGGGCCCUUGGCACUCUUCCUUACUGGUCAGGAAUCCAUGACUGUCUGCAUUAUUUGCAACCAUUUUAAACUACCUGUUUUAGAAAGGAGUUCCUUUUAUUCAGGUCCAAAAAAAAAAAAAAAGAAAAAGAAAAAUCUUUAUUUUUUUUUCCCUUUUUUAAAAAAAUUUUUUUUGGGGGGGAGGGAAAUAAAUAAUUGGCACAAAUAUCUUUAAGAAAUGUUUCAUCUGGGUUAUGUUCUCUUGAGUUCACUCCUGACAGCUAGUGAAGGUGGGCCUGAUAUUUCCAUCUCUAUUUUCCCCCAGAUAUUUCAUGGGAAAGAUCUCAAGUCUCAGGCAUCAAGUUCACACUUUACCCAAAGCUUCUCAUGUCCCUGGAGGGCACUACAGACUUAGGUUGGGGACUCAGGCCAUGCUUUUCCAGGCAGUACAUGAGGCCGUGUUCCAUUGUCCCAUUGCGUCUUUGCAGCUGAAUGCAGUGGUAGUAAAUUGGGCAAAACGGGCCCUUUUCUGUCAUUGUUCCUUCAUACACAUCCUUGGAUAAGGUGAGCCAAUGUGAAUGAAGGUCCAUCUUCACACUGCCUUUCUUGUAAAUGGUGGUUCUCUUUACAGGAAUUAAAGUGCUAUGUAUUCUCAGGCUUCUCUCCAUCAGGGUUCUUAAUAAGGCAGUAGUUUACCAUUCCCCCAGGUGGGAGAACGGAGCUGAUGCUUCUGUGGGUGGAGCCCACUUGGGAUUAAAAUGCUGCUUGUUAGGAGGGCCACAUUUGGUGACCCUGACCUCACUGGUGACAGCUACUGUGGUGUUUAAAAGGGGUGAGGGGGGGAUCCCAGGCUACGUGCCUACUAGAAGUAUGAGGUAUACUGAGAUAGCAAGUUGGGAGUUCUUCCAUUUGUAGGGAGGGAGAGAGAGUAGAGGAUUUCCUAAGGUAAGAAGUUGUCUUAGGAAACAGGCUUUUCUUUGCAGAACAAGGUAGCUGAUAGGAGGUUCAUAAUCCUUUUAGUACCACUGUUCACGCUCAACAGGGGAGCCCAAAACAAGACCUUGUGCCAUUUAGAAGUACUGUGAAAACUCAUUAGGAUUUAGCUUGGACUCACUGAUGCUGGACUGAAUUUUACCUCUGCACUAACUAUGGGGUGGGGAAGGGGUUUGCCAAGCCAAUAAGUGGUCGUAAACAAGGGAAGUAUCAAGUGAAGAAGGCCCAUGGUGAUUCCACUACACCCCUUUGACCACAGUGUUCUAGCAUUCAGACCUGGAAUAUGCUUAGUAUGAAUGAUUUACUAAAGUAAUUUUCGGGGUUCUCUCAAGACACAGCUGGGCUCCCCCUUCCCUUGACCCUGUCAGCAGUGUUACUGUGCAUACUUGAAAGUAAUAAAUCUUCAAUUCUUUUACAAGUAGUUUAUAUAGCUCAGAUACUUUUCCACUUCAGACAAGACAGAUUGUCUUCCACUAUACUUGGGGAAACUAGAGAGGUUCCAGGAUUGGGACCCAAUCUGGUAGGGAACAGUGUUUUCGCAGACAACCACUGUAAAGUGAAUGCCAUGUGACUUUUUAAAUCUUUUUGGAGGCUUCUGGCCUUCUUUCUUCCCAUCCAUCUUCUCUCAUUCUUUAUCUCUGAGGUCCCUGGUUCCUUGUGCUGAUCCAAUGAGUGACAUACCCCCCUCGGUGACUUGGCAUUGAAUAGGAUUAGAGAAGGAGUAAGGGGGUUUCAGGAGAGAAGAGUCUGGCCACUUUUCAUAGCGGCCUUUCGACACCCCUCCGCCGCAAGCGAACAUCUCUCCAGUAAAAAGCCAGCCAGUGUCUUUUAUCACACAGGCAGCUUGGCCUCAUAUCCUGGCUUAUGCACAAAAGCCUCAGAGCAUAAUGACAAGAAUAAUUAUAAGCAAAUGAACAAAUGAGCCUCGUUUCAAUCAAUUGUGCUUUAAAAAAAUGGAAUUUCCUAGUUUCCCUCUCCCUCUGCUUAAAAUAUAUAUGUAUAGUUGUAUGUCAUUCAUUGCCAUUUCAGAUGGGUUUUGAAGCCUCAGAUUUCAUGCAUCUUUUAAAUGAAUUUUUUUUCUUGCAUGUGUCGAGGGGUUUCCGGCAGUCUCCCCCAUGUUGUGAAACCAUUACAAAACUAUUCAACCCAGGAUCUUCCAUGUAAUGGGUGUCAUGGUUGGACCAACUGGUACCUCCAGGCCAGUCAUGCCCCUGUGUGAAUAGAGCCCCAGGUUUGGCAGGAUGGUUCUAGGGUGGCCCGAUUUCUGGGUCCAAGGUCACAGCAGUCUCUGGGAUCUGAAAGUCUGUCAAACAUAAAAACACGCAGAGUUUAUAAAGACAGUGAAUGCAUUCCUUCUGUUUAGAGGAUGACCCACAUGUCCCAGUUUUCAACAUUAAAGAGACAAAACUCAGAAGGCACAAUUUUAUUUAACUUUCCACUUAGUUCCACAUAAUGCUAUUGAUGUUAAAUAACCAAAGAAUUCUCCCCUCCCAGACAGAUGGGUCCAGUUCCUGAAUUGGUAUUUCCUGAUCAUUUAUACAUAAAAAGAAUCAAAUUCAUAUUAAAAGAAUGCACUUACCUUUCUACUUUUACUUUUCAUUAAGAAGAAAAAAUAUUCUGCCUGCACCAAUAUCUUGUUUUGGCUUCUUCCCCCUCCAGAAAACUCCCAGUAAACAAUGCUUUUCACUUUUAAUGGUUAAUGUCUUCAACAAGGUUGAUGUUUACUCUCAGAUGUUUUCACCAGUGAAUCUAGUCCUCUUUGAGAAAGCUUGUACAGAAAAAGUUAACAGAUAUAUUUUAUGGAAAAAAAAGCCCAUCUUAUUUUCAGAUAUAUUUAACUGCUGUUAUAUUUUAUUAGCAGAAGGGUGUAAAUAUUUUCUAGGAGUUCUAUUGUAAAGAAGAGUAUUUUUGAAAAAAAAAGUUUAAUGUAUUAAAAAGGAAAACAACAUUUUAAAGCUGUGGUUAUGUUCGGUUCUUGUUAUUACUUCCUGAUGUUCUGUUCUCAAUGGCUCGCUUGCAUGCCUCCUCCUUGCUGGAUGUAAUUUAUUCGGGUUUGUGCCAUUUUUGAGUUUGAUUUCAUGAUCUUUGGUGUGUUUGGCUGUAUUUUCCCAGCAUGCAGUAUACUUGGUACAUUGCCAAAGCGCUUUGUAUGACAUAUUCAUAGUAUUUCCUUUUGUGAUGUGUUGUGUUU